Messenger RNA from Tachysurus vachellii, 4722 nucleotides. RefSeq names its product deleted in malignant brain tumors 1 protein. NCBI's taxonomy places the organism in Eukaryota, Metazoa, Chordata, Actinopteri, Siluriformes, Bagridae. Gene Ontology annotation, cellular component: membrane. Bases 1 to 4722 code for a protein of 1573 amino acids. The record is from RefSeq and is a predicted model, not a curated record. The transcript has 25 exons.
AUGGAGGUGGCACGCAUUGGUGCUGUAACUACACUGGAGUGCUUCCGCUCUCACAUGUCAAACUCUGUAAGGUGUUGUUGUCUCUACAACUACAACGUGAGGCUGGUGGAUGGUCACAGACGGUGUGCUGGAAGAGUGGAGGUUUUUCAUAACGAAGAGUGGGGAACAGUGUGUGAUGAUUUUUGGAAUAUAAAAGUUGCCGCAUUGGUGUGUAGAGAGUUGGGCUGUGGGGAAGCUGUCGAUGCAUGGGCAGCUUCUCAUUUUGGACCAGGUGUUGGACCAAUCUGGAUGAGGUAUCUGGAUUGUACUGGAAAAGCUACUUUGAAAAAGUGUGGGCAGCUUGGGGCGUAUGUAUUACAAUGUAGUCAUGAUGAGGAUGUUGGAGUUAUCUGUUCAGGAAAAGUCAAGCUUGUUGGCGGACCUCACUGCUCUGGGAGAGUAGAGGUGCUUCAUGAAAAGAACUGGGCCACAGUGUGUGAUGCUGAUUUUGACAAGCAGGAUGCAGAGGUUGUAUGUCGGGAACUGGGAUGUGGGCCUCCCAAGCAGAUACUGGGAGCAGCUGCUUUCGGCAGAGGCGAGGGUCAGGUGUGGAGAGAGCGACUUCUGUGCAAAGGCACCGAGUCCUAUAUUCACUUUUGUCCAAAAUCUCCACAUGUACACAAUUGCACCCAUUAUAGUGAUGUGGGACUGGUGUGUGCUGAUAAUGUGAUGCUGGCGGAUGGUGGCAGUCGCUGUGCAGGAAGAGUGAAGGUUUUUCAUAGAGAAAAGUGGGGAAGAGUGUGUAGCAAUAACUGGAAUUUUAAAGCUGCUGCAGUUGUGUGUAAGGAGCUUGGAUGUGGAGUAGCUGUAGAUGUGCUGUAUGAUUCUGACUUUGGAUUAGAAUCCGAAGUAUUCUGGAUGGGUGGUGUUAACUGCAUUGGGUCAGAGUCUACCCUGAAAAACUGUGGAUCAGCAGAGGUUGACAUCUCUACUUGUAAUUAUAAAGAUGCCGGAGUCAUCUGCUCAGAAGUCAGGCUGGUUGGUGGUCGUCGCUGCUCUGGGAGAGUAGAGGUGCUUCAUGAGUUGACCUGGGUUAAAGUGUGUGCUGCUGACUUCAGCAUGCAUGAUGCAGAGGUCGUGUGUCGGGAACUGGACUGUGGGCCUCCUCUGGACGUGUUGGAUGCAGCUAGCUUUGGUGUAGAUGAGGUGCAGGAGCAGACCUUGAAAUUGCAGUGCAGAGGCAAUGAAAAUCGAACUCGCAAUUGUCCAAAAUCUACACUCCAAUACAACUGCUCCCAUUCUAAUUAUGUGGGACUUGUUUGUUCUGAAGUUGUGAAGCUGGUGGAUGGUGGAAGUCAAUGUGCUGGAAGAGUAGAGGUUUUUUAUAGAAAUAAGUGGGGAACAGUGUGUGAAAGUGACUUUAAUAAGGAAACUGCUACAUUGCUCUGUAAAGAGCUGGGCUGUGGUGAGGCCAUAGAUAUAUCACGUAAUGCACACUUUGGACUGGGAACCGGACCAGUCUGGAUGGUUGUUCCAGACUGCAGUGGGUCAGAGGAUACACUAAAGGAUUGUUUAACAGGGGAAUGGGGUGAAAAUGUCUGCAAACAUGAUUCUGAUGUUGGGCUUGUCUGCUCAGUUUUAGGAGUCAGACUUGUUAAUGGUUCUCAUUGCUCUGGGAGAGUAGAGGUACUUCAUGGGAAGACCUGGGACACAGUGUGUGGUGUUGCUUUUGACCAGCAAGAUGCAGAGGUUGUUUGUCGUGAGCUGGGCUGUGGGUCACCUGAAGAAUUGCUGGGAGCAGAUGCUUUUGGCAGUGGUGAAGGCCCAGUGUCAGAAAAGGAGUUUCAAUGUAGAGGCACAGAGUCUCAGACUCAUUUUUGUCCAACAUCUUUGCUUGAACAUAACUGCCCCCAUUCCAGUGAUGCUGGACUGGUGUGUGCUGCUGGUGUGAGGCUGGUGGAUGGUGGCAGUCGGUGUGCAGGAAGAGUGGAGGUCAUACAGAGAGGACACUGGGGAACAGUGUGUGUUGAUUCCUGGGAUAUGAGAGAUGCCACAGUUGUGUGUAAGGAAUUAGGCUGUGGGAAAGCUGAAAACAUAUUUGAUAAUACUCAGUUCGGACCAGGAUCAGGACCAAUCCUGAUGAAUGUGCACUGUACAGGAUUGGAAUCUAGCCUGAAGGACUGUGAGUCAAAUCAUUUAAGUAGAGAUAUACAGGUAGAUAAAUGUAUACAUGGUGGGGAUCCUGCAGUCAUUUGUUCACUUCACAGAGAACCCAGACUUAUGGAUGGCCCUCAUCUAUGUUCUGGAAGAGCAGAGGUACUCAUUGGAAACACAUGGGCACAAGUAUGUGAUGCGGAAUUUGACCAGCAGGAUGCAGAGGUUGUGUGUCGGGAGUUGGGCUGUGGGAUUCCUGUGCAGGUUGUGGGGGCAUUUGCUUUUGGCAAAGGGAAGAGUCAGGUGUGGAUGAAGGAGCUUCAGUGCAGAGGCAACGAAUCACAGAUUUAUUUCUGCCAAGGAUCAUUUAAACUCAAGGAAAACUGCUCACAUGAACAUUAUGUGGGAUUAAUAUGUUCUGGUCAUACAGAUGCACGGCUGGUGAACGGCACGGACUCUUGUUCUGGUCGAGUUGAGCUCAAAUACCUCAAUAACUGGGGGAGUGUUUGUGCUUUAAACUGGAAUAUGAGAGCUGCCAAUGUCCUCUGUGUACAGCUGAACUGUGGAAGUGCUGUAGCUGUGGUGGAAGCUGACUUGUUUGAGGCAGAAAGAGGCCAGGCGUGGGCAGACAUAUUUGAUUGUCAGGGGAAUGAGACACACCUGUCACAAUGUCCCAUAUUGUCAUGGAGUCGAGCUGCCUGUUCUCAACAUGCUGGAGUCAUUUGUAAUGGUUCAUCAUUGGCAUUACAUGAAGACCAAGUGCGGUUGUCUGGAGGGAGUGAAUGCCAGGGAGAGCUGGAGGUUUAUUUCAAGAAGAACUGGACAAGAGUUCUCUUUCACUCUUUUGGUAUGUCUGAGGCCUCUGUGGUGUGCAGACAGCUGGGUUGUGGCUCGGUAAUAAGCUACAAUUCCACUCUGGUCAAAACUGAACAAAGCCACAUGUGUGUAGAAGGUUUUAGAUGCUCUGGAAAUGAAGCACAUCUGAUGAGCUGCUACAGUGCAGAGCAGGUCAAAUGCAGCUCAGGAGAACAGCUAGCAAUUACCUGCUCAGGUGUUUUUAACCAUGCCCACAGCUCUAUCAGGCUGGUUGGUUCUGGGGGAGAUGACUGUGCAGGAAGGCUUGAGGUUUUACACAAUGGCUCAUGGGGGACAGUGCGUUAUGACUUGUGGGAUAUUAAGGAUGCACAGGUGGUGUGCAGACAACUGCGGUGUGGCGUAGCCCUUAGAGACCAUUUUCUGUCCUGGUUUGGUCCUGGAACUGGGCCUAUAUGGCUGAAUCGGGUGGAGUGCACGGGGAAAGAGGAAGCUCUGUGGGACUGCCAAUUUCAGUUCUCUGAAGAGGAGGAAAGAGGACACCAGGAAGAUGUAGGAGUUGUGUGCUCAGAGUUCAAAGAGUUUAGACUUACUGAGGGCUGUACGGGAAAACUGGAAGUCUUUUACAAUGGAACUUGGGGGAAUGUGUGUGGAAAUGCAGUUGAUAAAGGAACAGCAAGUUUAAUCUGCCGAGAUCUGAACUGUGGAACAAACGGAAAAGAUAAUUGGUCAGAAGCCCGACUGAAAUUUGAUUGGUUAGAUGAUUUGAAAUGUAGGAAGCAUGAUGCCACUCUCUGGCAUUGUCCAUCUUCCCCCUGGGGAAAAGAAGUGUGUGAUCGUGUGGCUCACAUUACAUGUGGAGAUGUGGAAAAGAACCAUCUGAGAGACUUUUCAUCUGCCUGCCAGAAACAGUGCUCAAAGCAUCUACCUCUCAGGUUGAGUGGAGGAGAAGGACACUGUUCUGGAAGGCUCGAGCUGUAUUAUAAUGCUACCUGGGGCACCGUUUGUAGUGAUCAGUGGGACAUCAAUGAUGCUAAGGUGGUCUGCAGACAGCUUGGCUGUGGCCAGGCGGUGAGGGCUGACAAGAACACUCUGGUUGGUGCUGGUAGAAGGGUUAUCUGGUUGAACAGAGUGAACUGUAGAGGGAAUGAGAUCCAUCUGAUGGACUGUCUUCAUUCCUUGAAGAUUCACACCGACUGUUUUCAAAGACAAGCAGGAGUCACCUGUGCAGACAUGCCCACGCCUCUAUCUGUUACAACAACCACCACCACUAUCACUAAAAAAGGGACAGAUACUACACUAACUGCAUCAUCACAUAGAGUCCCUGCACUGACCGUGUUUGUGCUGGGAGCACUGCUUUUCGUGGCCUUGCUGCUUGUGGUUUUUCUGUUUCACCAGAACAAACAGCUCAGAAGUGCUCUUGAUAAAAGGAGUCAUAACUCAUAUUCGGAUGCAGUGUAUGAGGAUAUCAACAUUAAUUUCAUCACUUCAAGAGCCACUAGCUUACCUCAAAGGGGUUGUCUCAUUAUUGAAGCAGAGCAUUCUGGAUAUGAGUAUGUAGAUGAAGCACUGGACUCGGAGAGCUACGAUGAUGUCGUCACUGCUGGACUGAUGUUAGAGGAUGCAGAUGAUAUAUCAGAGAACUAUGAUGAUGCUAUUCCUACUGGAAUAACCCCAAAUAUCAUAGCAGACACACCUGAGGAUUAUGAUGAUGUCAUCACUGCUGGACAAGAUGCAGAAGAUUAUGAUGAUGUGGAAGAGCUGCAGAAAAACUGA